UUCCCAGAAUGCAUUUCACAUUCGAGUGACAUCCACGCUAGGAUGAGGAGAAGCGUUUGUUUUCGUCCCCUGAUUGUAAACUAACCGUCCUACACCUUGAGAUCCGAGUUCAAUUCCCCUCGUGGCAGCUUGCGCUUGUGUCAUUUCCGCUCCGGACUUGCCACCAGACCGGGAGGUAUUUUCUUCCCUCGUGGGGUUUUAUCACCAUGUUAUCAUCCGUCCCCAGCAGGCUAAUAGCGCGAAGGUCGCGCAGCCUAUCACCUUGCAGUCGCGUGCUCCAGACGAGCGUCAAGGGCGGCGCGAACCACGGCAUCCGCGAGACGCAAGCGGAGAGCAACCGCAACCCCAUCGUGUCCACCUCACGGGUGUCCAGGAGGGGCCUUUUGGCCGAUGAAACGGCGGGUGCCUGUGUGAAGCCGUUGGUGCAGUACCACCACCUCGCCCCUAGGUGGCUGUCGAAUCUCGAGAUCCGGCGCAGUUCCUGGGCGGCUCUGGCCACCAGAGGGCGCAAUAGUAACCAGUACUGGGAGGAGAGCGGGCGGAAUGAAGGGGAUGGGGGCAAAAGAGCAGGCGGCGGGGCAGGAUUGGCCUCUGCUGGGGCUCUUUCUGCUGCAGCUCUGGCCUUUUGCUUGAGGAAAGAUUCUGAUAACAAAGGUGACGCCCUUCUUGAGGGAGCAAGGACCAAUAAUUCAGAGGAUGUAAUCAGGCUCUUGAAGGAGGGCGUGGAUCCAAACCAUCGCCACCGUCUCGGCUGGACGGCUCUCAUGGUGGCUGCUAUGAACCGGCAGCACAGCGUGGUUAAAGUUCUACUGGAGGCGGGCGCCAACCCGAAUGCAGGAGACGAGUUCAACAACGUUUAUGACACCUCGCGGGAAAAAGGCAUCCACUCGCUGGAAGUCCUGGUGUCCAGAGAGGACGAGUUCAGCAGCAGACUCAGCAGCAGGGCUGGAUUUCGAGGCUGCACCGCGCUUCACUACGCGACCCUGGCGGAUGACGCUCUCGCAGUCCGAAUGCUUCUGGAGGCGGGUGCCAACCCCCUGCAGACCAAUGGUUUGGGCCACACCGCACGCGCCUAUGCCAAGGAGGGCGAAGUGAGCACUGUGCUGCUGGAGUGGGAGGGCAAGUUCAAGGAGCUGCAGGCUCGGAGGGAGGCUGCAGAACGGAGGAAGUUCCCUUUGGAGAGGAGGCUGAAGGAGCACAUCAUUGGGCAGGAGGGGGCUAUCAAUACUGUGGCUUCAGCCAUCAGGAGGAAGGAAAACGGCUGGUACGAUGAAGAGCAUCCUCUCGUGUUUCUCUUCCUCGGCUCUUCGGGAAUCGGAAAGACGGAGUUGGCCAAACAGGUGGCACGCUACAUGCACAAGGACAUCAAGAAGGGUUUCAUCCGCAUGGACAUGUCCGAGUUCCAAGAAAAACACGAGGUGGCAAAGUUCAUUGGCUCUCCUCCGGGAUACGUUGGACACGAGGAAGGGGGUCAGCUGACCAAACUGCUGAGGGCAUGUCCCAACGCUGUUGUUCUGUUCGACGAAGUGGACAAGGCCCACCCUGACGUGCUCACCAUCAUGCUGCAGCUGUUUGACGAGGGGCGACUAACCGACGGCAAAGGGAAGACCAUCGAAUGCAAGGAUGCCAUCUUCAUCAUGACAUCCAAUGUUGCAAGUGAGGAGAUUGCCCAGCAUGCACUGCAGCUCCGACAAGAAGCUGAGGAGGUUAGCCGCAGGAAGCUGGCUGACAACCUUGAGGACGUGCAGAAAGGCGAUGACGUCAAAAUCUCCAGACAGUUCAAAGAAUCCGUUAUUCAGCCGAUCCUCAAGGCUCAUUUCCGGAGGGACGAGUUUCUGGGCCGAAUCAACGAAAUUGUAUACUUCCUGCCGUUCUGUCACUCCGAGCUGCUGCAGCUCGUCGGCAAGGAGCUCAGCUUCUGGGCCAAGAAGGCAAAGCAGCGCCACGACAUCACCCUUCAGUGGGACCAGCCGGUGCUGGACCUGUUGGCGGGAGGUUACAACCUGCACUAUGGAGCUCGGUCCAUCAAACAUGAGGUGGAGCGGCGGGUUGUCAACCAGUUAGCUGCAGCGUACGAGCAAGAGCUGCUGCCCAAAGGAUGCACACUGCGUCUGUCGGUGCAUUCGGAUGGUCAGGAGGAGUGCGGCGCCCCCAGUCUGCGGCUAGAGGUGCUGGGAGAAGAUCAUUCAUCCAGAAUGCUUGACAUCCGCCCACCGCUUAGUCCUGAACACUGACCUGCAGCACAGCACUCUGACCUCAUCGCAAACAUUUCAAAUAAAAGUUCCUCUGAAGGCAGAACGUCGUGGUGUCCCUAAUUCAUGCUUCAAACAAGCUGCGGGUCUGACUAACAUUUGGAUCACUUUUGCUGUGGAUGUCAUCUCUGUUACACACUGAUAAGGUUCAUAAUGUAAAACACUGAGUAUUUAUAAGUAGAAGAAAUUCGAGUAUAGAGGAAGAAGGGUUUAAUGAUUCCUCAUUUCCUGUUUUUCACAUGAUAGAGAUUUUAUGUUUCACAUGUAAACACAACAAUCUUCAUUUAAUGGCAUAUUUCCAUCAGAAAACCAUCAAAUUCUGCUUGAUGUUCUUCAUUUUGCUGUCUUAAUGCUAAGAGAACCAAACAUUUGUUGCAUCAGGAAUGUAUGAAGACCAUGUUCCGCUGGGACGGAGCAACAUUUCCGUUCUUGUUUUCCGGCCUCCUUUGCUGUAAAUAAAGCCGUCACAAAGCAAAAGGA
Oryzias latipes (Japanese medaka) is the source of this 2732-nucleotide messenger RNA. It is a transcript of the gene clpb, whose product is annotated as ClpB family mitochondrial disaggregase. Gene Ontology annotation, biological process: cellular response to heat. Gene Ontology annotation, cellular component: mitochondrion; cytoplasm. Lineage: Eukaryota; Metazoa; Chordata; Actinopteri; Beloniformes; Adrianichthyidae. Gene Ontology annotation, molecular function: ATP hydrolysis activity; protein binding; ATP binding. The record is from RefSeq and is a predicted model, not a curated record.